Misgurnus anguillicaudatus (oriental weatherfish) is the source of this 2935-nucleotide messenger RNA. RefSeq names its product protein NLRC3. NCBI's taxonomy places the organism in Eukaryota, Metazoa, Chordata, Actinopteri, Cypriniformes, Cobitidae. The record is from RefSeq and is a predicted model, not a curated record. Gene Ontology annotation, molecular function: protein binding.
GGAACAUAUAUACAGGAACAGAAAGCAGAGUUAAAAAACAAUCAGAUCACAAGAGCAGCAUAAGACAACGGAGAGGGAAGCACACAAGACAAAGCGAAACAAGCACAAAGUUAAGCUCAACCGCUUCAAGAAAGCUAUGGAAGGAGAAGAGAAAAGUGCUUUUGAUGAUCUCAAACAGACAGCAACAUCUCCAGAACUCAGCAGCUGUGUGUCUAUGAAGUCUAAUAACUCCAUAUCCACUCCUCCUGUAUUCAGUAAUGGAUCAGUGACCUCUGACUCCAGAAAACAGACAGCAACAAGUCCAGAACUCAGCUAUGUGUCUAUGAGAUCUAAUAACUCCAUAUCAACUCCUCCUGUUUUUAGUGAAGGAACAGUGACCCCAGACAUCAGGGUGUAUCAUGAUCUGAUCCAGUUUCACUUCAGUUGUGGUGUAUGUAAGCAGUAUUUUAGGGAUGCAGUCUCUGUCAGCUGCGGACACAUGCAGUGCAUUAGGUUAUACUGUCAAUCCGGUCAUUCUGGAGACUUUGAUUGUCCCUAUAGUACCCAUCCUGACGUUACAAGAGGGUCCAGUUCUGUCAAUACUCUGGCUGUGGUCAAAGAAAGAUACAAAACCAGCAUGAAGAACAAGUAUGAGAACCUAUCUGAGGUCAUCAAAUCACAAGAGAAUCAAACCGUCCUGAACCAGAUUUACACACAGCUGUAUAUCAUAGAAGGUGAAAGUCAAGGUGUGAAUGAAGAACAUGAGAUUUUACAGAUGGAAAAAAAUUACAAGACACUCCAAGACACUGCAAUCAACUGCAAUGAUAUAUUUGAUCCCUCAAUUGAACCAAGAUCAGAAAUCAAUCAAAAGCCAAAGAAAAGUUUAAAGACCGUCCUUACUAAAGGCAUCGCUGGAAUAGGUAAAACCGUCUCUGUGCAGAAGUUUAUUCUGGACUGGGCUGAAGAAAAAGCCAACCGAGAUGUGGAUUUCAUGUUUGUGUUUCCGUUUCGAGAGCUGAACUUGAUCAAAAAUGAACAGUACAGUCUUCACCAACUUCUGCUUGACUUUCAUCCUGAACUUAAAGAUCUGGACCCAAAGGUUUAUGAAGAAUGUAAAGUUGGGUUCAUCUUUGAUGGUCUGGAUGAAAGCAGAAUUACAAUGACGUUUUCAGGUUGCAAGAAAGUUUCUGAUGUGACUAAAACAGCAUCAGUGGGUUUGUUAAUCUCAAACCUCAUCAUUGGAGAACUGCUUCCCUCUGCUCUCAUCUGGAUAACCUCCAGACCAUCGGCAGCCAAUCAGAUUCCCUCUGAAUUUAUCAACCGUGUGACAGAAAUCCAGGGAUUCACUGACCCUCAGAAAGAGGAAUAUUUCAGGAAGAAAAUCCGUGAUGAGCAUCAAUCACACAAAAUCAUCUCGCACAUUAAAAAAUCCAAAAGUCUUCACAUCAUGUGCCACAUACCAGUCUUCUGCUGGAUCUCAUCUAUGGUGCUUCAGAACAUCCUGAAAAAAGACAACAGUGCAGAAAUUCCCCAAACUCUCACUGAAAUGUAUAUACACUUCCUGCUAUUUCAGAUAAAUAUGAGGGGUCAUAAGUAUGAAAAUGACCCAGACAACAGAGAAAUGAUUGUAAAACUUGCUGAACUGGCUUUCAAACAGCUGAUGAAGGGCAAUGUGAUGUUUUAUGAAGAGGAUCUUAGAGAGUGCAGCAUAGAUGUCACAGAGGCUUCAGUGUAUUCUGGGAUUUGCACUGAGGUCUUUAAGGAGGAAUCUGUGAUUUAUGAUAGGAAGGUCUACUGCUUUAUACAUCGGAGCUUUCAGGAGUUUCUAGGAGCUUUGUAUGUGUUUAACUGUUACUUAAGUCAAACUGAACCAUUGAAAGGAUUUGAUUCAUUGCAUCAUUUGCAUAAAAGAGUAGUCGAUAAAUCCCUAGAUAGUGAGAAUGGACACCUAGAUCUUUUUGUCCGAUUCCUGUUUGGAAUUUCACUGGACAACAAUCAAAGACUCCUAAAAAAUAUUUUGAAAUACACAGAGAAAAGUUCAGAAAGCAUCAGAAAAACUAUUAAUUUUAUUCAAGACAAAAUCAAAAAUGCACAAGAUCUCUCUGCCAACAAAUCCAUCAAUCUGUUCCUUUGCUUGCUUGAAUUAAAUAAUCAGACACUCAGCAGAGAGAUUCAAGAGUUUCUGACAUCAAAGAAACACUCCGAUAAACUCUCUCAUUCUCACUGCUCAGCAAUAGCUUACAUGCUUCAGAUGUCAGAGGAGCCGCUGGAUGAGCUGGAUCUUAAGAAAUACAACACAUCAAUGGAGGGCAGAAGAAGACUGUUACCAGUUGUGAUGAACUGCAGAAAAGCUCUGCUUAACUACUGUAAUCUUACUGCUCAGUGCUGUGAAAGUGUGGCCUCAGCUCUACAAUCAUCAGAUUCAGUCCUAAAAGAGCUCGACCUGAGUAACAAUGACCUACAGGAUUCAGGAGUAAAGAUACUCGCUGCUGCAAUGAAAAAUCCAAACUGUAAACUAGAGACACUGAGGUUAUCUGGCUGUAUGGUGACAGAGGAAGGCUGUUCUUAUCUGGCCUCAGCUUUGAAAUUAAACCCUUCACACCUGACAGAACUGGAUCUGAGUUACAAUCAUCCAGGAGAUUCAGGAGUGAAGCUUCUCUCUGAUUUACUGGAGGAUCCACAUUAUAAACUGGAGAAACUCGGUGUUGAACACGGAGGUCCCUCCAGGUUGAGGUGCACACUGCGGAAAUAUGCCUGUGAUCUCACACUGGAUCCAAACACAGCACACAAUCAUCUCAUUCUGUCUAAUGAGAACAGGAAAGUUAAACAUACAGAAGACAUACAGUUGUAUCCUGAUCAUCCAGAGAGAUUUGAGCACUUUGAGCAGGUUUUGUGUACAGAAAGUCUGACUGAGCGAUGUUACUGGGAGGCUAAAUGCACUCAAAAAAAUAUUUAG